UGGUCUCUUCCGGCUCCGGACUCCGCGCGGCUCCAUGUCCGGGUUUUGUGCGCAGCCUCUGUGCGCAGCCGUUUGAUCCACUCCGGCGAUUUCUUCCCGCUCAAAGCCGAUCUUGCUGCAGGGAGGAGCGAGCGGAGUGCAGUUGAGCUGAGCCGAGCAUCACAGCCCCGCAUUCAAGGAAACGGGCAAACACAGCACUUUUUUCCCCCACUUUCCAUAAUGUUCUAGCCUCCGUACUGGACGAGUCUCCGCCGAGAAGAAAUAAAUACCUUCCACGUGGAUUCCUAUGGACGCAGCUGGCCUCUGAGCAGCUGGGAAUCUGAGCCCAGUCAAGGAAAGACCCCCUCAAUUGUUUCCUGCGCCAAGAACUGUAAAGACAUGGUCAUCACAGCGCAUCUGUGAUGAGAAGCGAGCAGUGAGCGUGAGGAAGUGUCAGAGGAUGCUCCUGAUCUGUGGGGCCCAGUGCUGAGGGAGGUCCACAGAGCCAACUGGUGCCCACCAUGUCUCACCACCACCACCAACACUACCAGCGAGGCCCCCACGGCCGCACCAUGAGCUCUGAGGACAGGAGCUCCAUGCCAGUGAACAAGACCUCCACGCCGGUUCACAAGAGCGCCUCCUCCUCGUCCUCUUCCCAGCGCGACAGCCGGCAGGAGGCGGACAGCUGGGAAAUAAUUGAGGGGCUGAAAAUCGGUCAGAGCAACGUCCAGAGGCCCGACAAGCACGAGGGUUUUAUGCUGAAGAAGAGGAAAUGGCCCCUGAAAGGCUGGCACAAGCGCUUUUUUGUUCUGGACAACGGUAUCCUGAAGUACUCCAAGUCCCCCAUUGAUAUCCAAAAAGGAAAACUUCACGGCAGCAUCGACGUCGGCCUCUCCGUCAUGUCCAUCAAAAAGAGGGCCCGUCGCAUCGACCUGGACACUGAGGAGCACAUCUAUCACCUGAAGGUCAAAUCUCAAGACAUCUUUGACGCCUGGGUGUCAAAGCUGCGUCAUCACCGGCUUUAUCGACAGAACGAGAUUGUGCGAUCCCCCCGGGAGGCCACCAUGAGGACGUUUCCUCCCUCGGCUGCCAUGGAGUCCCCCCAACCCGCCCCGAGUGUGGUCAGUGAAGUCAAGCAGGCCAAGCCGAGCAGCCUGCCGUGGCAGCCGGCGGCCCCCAGCAGCAGCAGCAACAGCAGCCUUCCUGCCUCCUACAGCAACGGACAGAGCAAGGUGGUCGCUUGGCUGCAGGAAUCAGAGGAGAUGGACAAGUGCGCCGAGGAGCUCGCACGCUGCCAGUCCAACUUGACCGAGCUUAGCCGGUUAUUGCAGAGUCUGGAGAUUCUACAAAGGACACAGUCAGCGCCCAAUUUCACAGAUAUGCAGACCAAUUGUUCAGAAUUGUCAAAGAAAGAAAAGCGCUUGAACAGAAGAUGGAGAACAAAAAGUGUCGGCAAAGACGCAAAAUUCCAGCUUCAGGUCCCUCUGUCUGCCAGCAUGUCCCCUGUCCGCCUCCACUCAUCCAACCCCAACCUGUGUGCAGAGCUGGUGGACUUUCAACCCCCCGCCUCCCGCCUGACAGACAGCGUAGAGUGUGCCAGCGACUACAUUAAACUUCAGGAGGAAUUCUGCACCAUUGCCCAGAAAGUGCACUCGCUGCUGAAGUCGGCCUUCAACACUGUGGCCAUAGAGAAAGAAAAGAUCAAACAGAUCCUGUCUGACCAGGAACAGUCGGACCAGUCAGCCCAGAUCAACUCUCUCAGGAAGUCUCUGUCGCAGGCCCUGUCCCAAAAUGCAGAACUUCGAACUCGACUCAACCGCAUCCACUCUGAGUCUGUCCUGACGGAACAAGUUGUCAGCGUGAACAUCAUCUCCACGCCUGAUGAGGCCGUGGAACAGAUGGGGAUCCCUCUGACUCAGCAGGCCUCUAAUGAGAGCCGACUCUCCAUGUCAGAGUCUGUCUCGGAGUUCUUUGAUGCCCAGGAAGUGCUUCUGUCAGCCAGCUCGUCAGAGAAUGAGGGCUCAGACGAUGAGUCAUACGUGAGCGAUGUGAGCGAUAACAUUUCCGAGGACAACGCCAGUGUGACUGAUAACGUCUCCAGACAAAUGGCCAACGGAGACUUUGCUGGCUGCGCCUUCCGUAACGGGCGACGCAUCUGCCUGGCGGCGCCCUGUCCGGACACCAGCAACAUCAACCUCUGGAACAUCUUGAGGAACAACAUCGGCAAGGACCUGUCCAAAGUGUCCAUGCCAGUGGAGCUCAACGAGCCCCUCAACACCCUGCAGCGUAUGUGCGAAGAGCUGGAGUACAGCGAGCUGCUGGACAAAGCUGCUGAGACCGAGGAUCCUUUUGAGCGCAUGGUUCUCGUCGCCGCUUUUGCUGUCUCAGGCUACUCAUCCACUUACUACAGAGCAGGAAGCAAGCCAUUCAACCCGCUGCUCGGAGAGACUUACGAAUGUAUCCGGGAAGACAAGGGCUUCUGUUUUUUCUCAGAGCAGGUGAGCCACCAUCCUCCCAUCUCCGCCUGCCACUGUGAGUCUAAGAACUUCACCUUCUGGCAAGAUGUGAGAUGGAAAAACAAGUUUUGGGGGAAAUCAAUGGAGAUUUUACCAAUUGGAACCGUAAAUCUUAUGAUUCCCAGGUUUGGAGAUCACUAUGAAUGGAACAAAGUCACCACCUGCGUACACAACAUCCUCAGCGGCCGACGGUGGAUCGAACACUACGGGGAGAUCACCAUCAGAAACACCAAGAGCAGCGCUUGCCUCUGCAAACUCACUUUCGUCAAGGGAAACUACUGGAGUUCGAAUGUUAAUGAGGUUCAAGGAUUUGUGAUGGACCAAGAAGGGAAAGUGAUCCACAGGCUUUUUGGAAAAUGGCACGAGGGCCUUUACUGUGGCGUCCCACCUUCUGCCAAAUGCGUCUGGAGGCCAGGCUCCAUGCCCACAGACUAUGAGCUCUACUACGGCUUCACCAGAUUCGCCAUUGAACUGAACGAGCUUUGCCCCGAGUUGAAAGACGUCUUGCCGCGUACAGAUGCCCGAUUCAGACCAGAUCAAAGGCAUCUGGAAGAAGGGAACUUGGAGAUGGCGUCCUCGGAGAAGCAGCGCAUCGAGGACAUGCAGAGGGCCAGGAGGAAGUGGAACGAGGAGAACAACAUCAAACAGGAGCCGCGUUUCUUCAAGUAAGGACUCAGACAAGCAGCCAGGUGUAUUGAAACUCAUACAACCUGUUUUUUUUAUACCCUUGCUGACAUGAUGUCUCACGAGCAUAUCUCAGGAAUGUCUUGAGGGUUUUCUUAUUUUUUUCAAAUUUUACAUAAACUUUCACUUGAGCUGAAGAAUUAACUGAUUAGAAUUUGGUGGUCAAAGAUCAGAGUGACUUCAUUUCCUUCACUGCAUACAUUAUGAGUGUGUACAGAUACAGAUAGAACUUCACCAGUUAGCGGAGGCAUUCUAUUUCUCUGUUAGUCUCCCAACUAUUUACUAAGCAAAAAGUUAACAUCCUGAUUGGUUCAGACAGUCCACUAGACAUCUCUGAAAAGUGGGAACACAUGCAUACAUUUUUGAGGUGGACACGUCGUGGCCAGACAGAACUAGAUUCCCAACUUGAUCAGAAUCAU
Stegastes partitus (bicolor damselfish) is the source of this 3598-nucleotide messenger RNA. RefSeq names its product oxysterol binding protein-like 6 (gene osbpl6). Bases 501 to 3164 code for a protein of 887 amino acids. NCBI's taxonomy places the organism in Eukaryota, Metazoa, Chordata, Actinopteri, Pomacentridae. The transcript has 22 exons. The record is from RefSeq and is a predicted model, not a curated record. Gene Ontology annotation, molecular function: cholesterol binding. Gene Ontology annotation, cellular component: nuclear membrane; plasma membrane; cytosol.